CAUACUCUUAAUUAUUUUAUUUAAUUUUUGGAUUAAUCUUCGUCUCACCCAGUUUAGCACCAACUUUUCUGAUAGUCACGUCCUUGGUAUUUCUUCUUCCUCUGCUUGGAUCUGGACCUGUAUGGCACGACACGCUAGAUUUUCAGGUGGAGAUGUGUAGAAACUGGUGGUGGAAAAAUGCUAUUUUUGUAAACAACUUCCUUGGAGGAAUAGCACAAAGGUGCCUGGAACAUUCCUGGUACCUCUGCUGUGACAUGCAGCUCUUUAUACUUUCGCUAUUGGUAAUCAUCCCUCUUCUCAAAAACAAAACUAUUACUGGUAUUUGCGUAAAUAUCGCCUUUAUACUAGCAUCUGUAAUAUCCAUAGCUCUGGUCACCCACUACAAAGACUUUCCUCCAGUCCAGUUGUUAAUAAAUCCUGAUCUGAGUCAACAAGCAGAAUUCGCCCAGAAGCUAUAUUUUCUACCGUACACACAUCUUGGACCAUUUGCUAUUGGCCUACUCCUUGGGUACGUUUACUGGAAAAAUCCACAGCUCAAGUUUACAAAGAAUAUCAAGGUAUUAGGAUGGCCGCUGGCAUUUGGUUUCAAUAUGGCAGUUGUGUAUGGAGUUUACCCUUGGAAUAAUGGAGCUGAACAAAGUCGACCUGUAGUUAUAUUGUAUGCUGCAACACAUCGUAUAGUGUGGACGUUAGGUGUUGCUUGGGUAACAAUGGUCUGCAUUACUGGACAAGGAGGUAUCAUCAACAAAAUUCUUUCUUGGAAGUGCCUAAUUCCAUUGAGUAGAGUAACAUUGGAAGUCUACCUACUUCACCCAUUGUUACAGUGGUUGUACAUGGCUUCACUCCACGACAGGAUCUAUGCAAGUCAUUAUAGUGCUUUUUAUAUAUACAUCAGUCAUCUCGUGAUCGUGUACGUCAUCGCAAUUGUCUGUUGCCUGGCCUUUGACACACCAUUUUAUCACCUUGAAAAAUUCAUACUUAUUCGAAAAUUUAAGAAGAAAGAAGAAACCAAUUGAUUUGCAAAAAAAAAAAGGUCUACCCUUUACUUGUUAAAAUAUAAGGCUUCUGACGUCAUAUUUUCACAUUACUAUAAGCAUCCACUACUUUACUGCCAUCUGUAAAGGAAUUAAAGGUAAUGACGAGAAAAUUAAAUAUAAAGAGAAUCCUAUUAGUUCGUCACGAGCUACUUUUUAAAGCUCAACCAGAAUUAAAAUCAAAGUAUUUUUUUUAUUUACUAAACCGCCUUUAAAGUAUCGGAUAUGAAAUAUCUCGAAUUCAAUUAUGAUCUAUAAAUUUUGUAUAAGAGAAGAUAGAAGAAAUGUCACUGCCUUAAACUAUACAAAUCUGUUCCUUUUUUGUUCCUACAUGUAAAAAUACCCUAAAACUGGGAGAAAUUUGGUUUAACGAACUAAUAUAAUUCAUAUUUGUCUAUAAGUUGGCCAAGGUUAUUUUACUUAAUGUAAAUGUA
Molecule: messenger RNA, 1468 nt
Organism: Limulus polyphemus (Atlantic horseshoe crab)
Lineage: Eukaryota; Metazoa; Arthropoda; Merostomata; Xiphosura; Limulidae
Product: nose resistant to fluoxetine protein 6-like
Exons: 7
Coding region: 153-1016 (287 amino acids)
Molecular function (GO): acyltransferase activity, transferring groups other than amino-acyl groups
Source: RefSeq, a predicted model, not a curated record